Messenger RNA from Ostrea edulis (European flat oyster), 1500 nucleotides. Its product is annotated as enoyl-CoA hydratase, mitochondrial-like. Gene Ontology annotation, biological process: fatty acid beta-oxidation. The transcript has 8 exons. Gene Ontology annotation, cellular component: mitochondrion. The record is from RefSeq and is a predicted model, not a curated record. Gene Ontology annotation, molecular function: enoyl-CoA hydratase activity. NCBI's taxonomy places the organism in Eukaryota, Metazoa, Mollusca, Bivalvia, Ostreida, Ostreidae. The coding region runs from base 44 to 934 and encodes 296 amino acids.
GAGUUGGCAGUACUAGAUUUACCGCCUGCCCUAUAUAUUCGAAAUGGCUUGCUUUAGGUCAGGUGCCCGUCUCUGCAGACAAGUUUUAUUCAACAGUUCGUCUUCUCCUAAAUUAUCUACAUUUUUCAUGUCACCAAGAUGGAUAUCAUCAGGAAAGUAUGAAUACUUAAUAGUGGAAAAGAAAGGAGAAAAGAGCAAUGUUGGAUUCAUUCAACUCAACAGACCAAAAGCAUUAAAUGCCCUUUGUGCGGGUCUCAUGUCUGAAAUGGAUCAAGCAGUGAAGGGUUUUGAAUCAGAUGCUGACAUUGGUUGUAUUGUUUUAACAGGCAGUGAGAGAGCAUUUGCAGCUGGAGCAGACAUUAAGGAAAUGCAGACAAAAGAAUUUGCAGAGGUUUGGAAAGGCAAUUUUUUGUGUGAAUGGGAUUCCUUGUCCAGGUGCUCAAAGCCAGUGAUUGCAGCUGUUAAUGGAUUUGCGUUGGGAGGUGGUUGUGAGAUAGCCAUGAUGUGCGAUAUAAUCUAUGCAGGUGACAAAGCACAAUUUGGACAGCCAGAAAUCACUCUUGGCACAAUACCAGGAGCUGGAGGAACCCAGAGACUGUGUAAGGCAAUAGGGAAAUCCAAGGCCAUGGAGAUGGUACUAACUGCCAACAGAAUGUCAGCACAGGAGGCUGAGAAAGCAGGUUUGGUAAGUAAAGUGCUCCCUGCAGCUGAUCUGGUAAAUGAGGCCAUCAAAACAGCCGAGAAAAUCGGCAGCUUCUCCAUAAUAGCCACAUCUAUGUGCAAGGAGGCAGUUAAUGCAGGAUAUGAGAUGACUCUAAAAGAGGGACUUCAUUUUGAAAAGAGGCUGUUCCAUGCUACAUUUGCAACGAAUGAUCGUAAGGAGGGUAUGACAGCUUUUUCAGAGAAAAGACAGCCCAAAUUCACUGACAGUUAAACAAAAUUGUCCAAGGAAUACUGAUAUAGAACAUGAAUUUCUCAAUCAAAACAAAUCAUGAUUUUAAUGUCCAUUGUUCUAUAGUAUAUGCUUACAAAAAAUACAUGCAGUAGUUUUCAUUGGUUUAUAAAAUCAAAUGAAAAACGAAUAGACUGUGAUUACAUUUAAAUGUUUGAUUUAAGUUAAAGAUGGCAAUCGCUUAGAGAAUUGUUAACCGCAACCAGUUAACCAGAUAUAUAUAAUUAAAAAAAAUAUCACAGUAAUUUCUUAGAUAUUAAAACACCAUUACGAGCUUUUUAUUAUUAUUUUGUCGACAAACAGAUUGCGGAAUUUGUAACGGAUUAUUAUCAUUCCGACCAAAUAAUCAGUUAACCUGUUAAAGAUUGCCAUCCCUUAUGUAAUUUGAAGAGGAAUGCAGCAUUAUUUCAGAUGCCAGUAUGUCUGAUUAAUUAUUGUGUAUGAUGAACUAGCUUUGAAAUUUUCUGCUUGAUAUGCUAUAGUAUAUCUUUAUAUACCAACAUGUUAUGAUACAUUGUGAUGCAAACCAAUAAAGGAAACAAUGAAAA